AUGUCGUCAGGUGCGCUCUUCCCCAGCCUGGUGUCUGGGUCUCGGGGAACCUCCAGUAAAUAUCUGGUGGAGUUUCGUGCCGGUAAGAUGAGCCUCAAGGGCAGCACGGUGACACCGGACAAACGCAAAGGCAUGGUGUACAUCCAGCAGUCGGACGACUCCCUCAUUCACUUCUGCUGGAAGGACAGGACCACCGGCAACGUGGAUGAUGACCUGAUCAUCUUCCCUGAUGACUGUGAGUUUAAGAGGGUGAACCAGUGCACCACCGGACGGGUCUAUGUGCUGAAAUUCAAGGCCGGAUCCAAAAGACUGUUCUUCUGGAUGCAGGAGCCAAAGACGGACAAGGACGAGGAGUACUGUCGGAAGGUGAAUGAGUACCUGAACAACCCCCCCAUCCUCGGAGCGCCGGGCAGCGGGGGCAGCGGCAGCCACGAGCUCUCCGCCCUGGGAGGAGAGGGCGGCCUGCAAAGCCUGCUGGGAAACAUGAGCCACAACCAGCUGAUGCAGCUGAUCGGACCAACAGGACUGGGCGGACUGGGAGGUCUUGGAGCUCUAGCGGGACCAGGACUGGCCAGUCUGCUGGGCAGCGGAGGCCCGGCCACCAGCAGCUCCUCCUCCAGUUCUCGUAGCCAAUCAGCAGCCGCCACGCCGUCGUCAGGUGGAGCUCCCAGGCUCAGCUCCUCUCAGGCUCCCACCACCCCGGUGACCCCCGCCGCCUCCACCAUCUCCCCUACAGGCGUGGCUCCUUCCACACCAGCCUCCGCCCAGACCCCACUGGCCCCUGCCUCCGUAGGAAGUCCCGCCCCAAACCAGCCCAUCCAGCUCAGCGACCUGCAGAGCAUCCUGGCCACCAUGAACGUCCCGGCGAUGGCGGCUACGCAGGGAGCAGGAGUGGACCUGGCCAGUGUCUGCACCCCGGAGAUGAUGGCCCCCAUCCUGUCCAACGCCGAGGUGCAGCAGAGGCUCCUGCCCUUCCUGCCCAGCGGGGAGAGUCUACCUCAGAGCGCCGAGGAGAUCCAGAACACACUCACCUCACCACAGUUCCAGCAGGCGAUGAGCAUGUUCAGCAGCGCCUUGGCGUCCGGGCAGCUCGGGCCGCUCAUGAGCCAGUUCGGCCUGCCAGCAGAGGCUGUGGACGCUGCCAACAGAGGAGAUGUGGAGGCGUUUGCCAAAGCCAUGGAGGGCAGCAAGGGAGGCGAGUCCAAAGACAAGGACGACGACGAGGACAUGAGUCUGGACUAGAGUCUCUGUCCGCUCUCUGCCAUUCCUUUCCUCCUGUUGAGUUUUCCUCUUCCUCGCUCUCACCUCCUCUCUGUCGUCUUAAAGUGUUUUCCAAACCAAAGGCACCAGUCUGCUCCAGCUGAGCACAAACAGCCUCAGCAGAGACGUGAGCUCGGGUUUCACUGUGGCGGCCAUGUUGCUGCCUGAUCCUGUUUUUUUUUUUUUUCUAGAACAAGACCAACUGCACCUUUCAGGAACCAACAUGGCCGCCACCGUCAAGCGCAGUGACCCGACUGCGGCUCUGCCUCCUUCCGCUCUGAGAGGACAAAAGAACUGCUUUCCUUCCAAAAAUCUAUCAAGGAGAAAAAAUUAUUAGGGGUUUGAAGAGAGAAUAUUUUGGUAUUGCGCCUUGAUUUAUUUUUUUUCUGUUUGUUUUUCGUACUUUCUGUCUUUCUAUUUUGUGAUACCGCAGCACAAACUGGUGAGGAGCCUGAGUACUGAUCAUUUCUGCCUUUGUGUGAUUUCUUCUUAAUAAUAAAAGAUAAAAAAAAAAAACAAAACAACAACAACAUU
Molecule: messenger RNA, 1794 nt
Organism: Myripristis murdjan (pinecone soldierfish)
Lineage: Eukaryota; Metazoa; Chordata; Actinopteri; Holocentriformes; Holocentridae
Gene: adrm1
Product: ADRM1 26S proteasome ubiquitin receptor
Exons: 9
Coding region: 1-1242 (413 amino acids)
Cellular component (GO): proteasome regulatory particle, lid subcomplex; cytoplasm; nucleus
Molecular function (GO): endopeptidase activator activity; proteasome binding
Source: RefSeq, a predicted model, not a curated record